Molecule: messenger RNA, 849 nt
Organism: Torulaspora globosa
Lineage: Eukaryota; Fungi; Ascomycota; Saccharomycetes; Saccharomycetales; Saccharomycetaceae
Gene: IES2
Product: Ies2p
Exons: 1
Coding region: 1-849 (282 amino acids)
Biological process (GO): chromatin remodeling
Cellular component (GO): Ino80 complex
Source: RefSeq, a predicted model, not a curated record
AUGGCAGCUGAUAGUGAAUUGAGCGAGUUCGAGUCAGAGACAUCGGUGGUCUCUGAGAAGGUGGACGAGUAUGAUGAAGAGAUGGCCAACGAGAACAUGAAUGCAGAUGACGACGAAUACGUGGAAGAGUUCAUGGAGGUGAGGCCCAGCAAGCCUAAACGAGGAGGUUUGAAGAGGAAGCCUGGUAGAAGAGCCAAGAGACUGGCCAACGAUGAUGACGACGACGACUUUGAGCGGGUGCAUCCAGCUCGAAAGAGAACCAAGACGGCCAGGGCCCUCCAGCUGGAAGACCAUGAGGAAGACGACGUCGAGGCACCGAGUGCAGACGUCGAAUUUGACGACGAAGAGCCCCUGGAGGCGACGGAGCCCGCGGAUCAGGUCGAAGAUGACGAAGAGCUCUCCGAUGCAGCAAGCACAAGAGUGCCCUCCACACAGGCAGAAGAAGACGACGAGACCCGCGAGGCCACCGAGGACUCCCUCAAGAGGCCCAGCAAAAGCAAGAUGCUGCAGGAGCUGCUGGGCGACUCGCACUCGAGAAGAAGUCUGACAGAGGAGGAAGCCCAGCUACGGAGAGCAGAGAACGCACGUAAGCGUAAGAAUCUGAGCGAGAAGAGGCUCGAAGAGGAGAAGCAAGAAACCAUCAACAAGCUUCUGAGAAGACGUGCCGGCAAGUCUCGAAGCCAUUUGCCGAAGGAGGAUGAGCCAGAAGUGGGAAACAACGACUCGACCGUUUUUGCGAAGCCAAGGCGACCUUACGACAGCACGGGGAUGACCCGCACGCUGCGAAGGGUAGACGGAGAUCUGUACUGUACUGUGGCAGACCGCCAGCCCGAGCCAGCGGCUUCCUAG